Molecule: messenger RNA, 889 nt
Organism: Echinops telfairi (small Madagascar hedgehog)
Lineage: Eukaryota; Metazoa; Chordata; Mammalia; Afrosoricida; Tenrecidae
Gene: NXNL2
Product: nucleoredoxin like 2
Exons: 2
Coding region: 1-471 (156 amino acids)
Biological process (GO): photoreceptor cell maintenance; sensory perception
Source: RefSeq, a predicted model, not a curated record
AUGGUGGACGUGCUGGGCGGCCGGCGCCUGUGGGCCCGCGACGGCGCGGCGGUGGAGGCCGAGGCGGCGCUGCAGAACAAGGUGGUGGCGCUGUACUUCGCCGCCGGCCGCUGCGCGCCGAGCCGCGAUUUCACGCCGCUGCUCUGCGACUUCUACACGGAGCUGGUGCACGAGGCCCAGCCGGCCGCGCCCUUCGAAGUGGUCUUCGUGUCAGCCGACGGCAGCGCGGAGGAGAUGCUGGCCUUCAUGCGCGAGAUGCACGGCGCCUGGCUGGCGCUGCCCUUCCACGACCCGCUGCGGCUAGAACUGAAGAAGAUGUACAACAUCACAGCCAUCCCCAAGCUCGUGAUUGUGAAGCAAAGCGGAGAGGUCAUUACUGACAGAGGACGGAAGCAGCUACGGGAGCAUGGCCUCUCCUGCUUCCAGCGCUGGGUGGAGGCGGCUGACGUCUUUCAGAAUUUUUCUGGUUGAAGUUGGAAAUCUCAGAUGUCCAGGGCCUGCGCACCUCACGCUGUCUCCUGUUCUCCCAUGGGAAACAAAAAGCUCGCACGUAGUUUCUUUUCCCCGUUGGCAUAGCUGGACCGAAUUUCAGCUUAGAGGCAAGUAAAUGAUGUUUGGAGGACACACCCUUGCCACUUUGUAAACGCACCGCAUUAUGCUUGCCAUAACUUCUUCCCAUGAGUGAAAGAUGAGAUCUUUGAUUAUUCAUACUGAGCUGUUGAAAAUCUAUGCAAAAUGGUUUUUGUACAGGCCUCCCAGGUAAAAUAAUAUAUGCACAAAGUUUUCUGAUGAUAAAUUUAUUUAAAUAAUAUAUUUUCACAACUGUAUUUAUUAAUAAAAUUUAUAGAAUAUCUGUGCCUUAAUGAACAAGUGUAUUUCUACCCCAUGA